This is a messenger RNA of Eleginops maclovinus (Patagonian blennie), 2107 nucleotides long. It is a transcript of the gene bckdha, whose product is annotated as branched chain keto acid dehydrogenase E1 subunit alpha. The transcript is spliced from 8 exons. Lineage: Eukaryota; Metazoa; Chordata; Actinopteri; Perciformes; Eleginopidae. Gene Ontology annotation, biological process: branched-chain amino acid catabolic process. Bases 181 to 1521 code for a protein of 446 amino acids. The record is from RefSeq and is a predicted model, not a curated record. Gene Ontology annotation, molecular function: oxidoreductase activity, acting on the aldehyde or oxo group of donors, disulfide as acceptor.
UUGGCUCGACACGGGCGUGUAACAAUUUGACCUGGCUAGUGUCGUAGUGGAUGUGGACAGCAGCGCCGCAGACUGAAAAAGGACCAAACCUGCUUAGUUGUAUUGCACUUGUUCUCCUACAUUUACUGUAGAGUCUAGCAUUCCUGAAAAACUAGCGCACAAGCUAACAGCUGUGGACUGAUGGCGGCUGUGAGGAGUAUGAACAAACUGUAUGGAGUAUGUUUCCAUGCUGUUCGUCGAACGGCAGGACUGAAGGCAUCACGGCUGCUUCAACACAGAGCCUUCAGAGUCGGUGUUGUGCACCGUCAGCAGCCCUUUGACUCAUCCCUGGAAAAACCACAGUUCCCUGGAGCCUCAGCAGAGUUUGUGGAUAAGCUUGAGUUCAUCCAGCCCAAUGUCAUCUCCGGAAUCCCAGUGUACCGGGUGAUGGACAGGCAGGGCAACAUCAUUGACCCCUCUCAAGACCCUCAGCUCUCCAAAGAGCAAGUUCUGAACUUUUAUCAGAAGAUGACUCUACUGAACACGAUGGACCGCAUUCUUUAUGAGUCCCAGAGACAGGGUAGGAUUUCUUUCUACAUGACCAACUAUGGUGAGGAGGGGACACAUAUUGGUAGUGCUGCUGCUCUUGACCCAAGCGACAUAGUCUUCGGUCAAUACAGAGAAGCUGGAGUGCUGAUGUACCGUGGUUUUCCUCUGGAUAUGUUCAUGGCUCAGUGCUACGCCAAUGCUGAUGACCUUGGCAAGGGCCGUCAGAUGCCUGUCCACUAUGGAUCAAAAGACCUGAACUUCGUCACCAUCUCCUCUCCUCUGGCCACUCAGAUUCCACAGGCGGCCGGAGCUGCAUACGCUCUAAAGAGGGAGAACAUGAACCGUGCUGUGAUCUGUUAUUUUGGUGAGGGAGCGGCCAGCGAAGGGGACGCACAUGCAGGCUUCAACUUCUCCGCCACCCUGGAGUGCCCAAUAAUAUUUUUCUGUCGCAACAAUGGCUACGCCAUAUCUACCCCCACCAACGAGCAGUACAGGGGAGACGGCAUCGCUGCUCGUGGUCCUGGUUAUGGCAUGCUGUCCAUCCGUGUCGAUGGUAACGAUGUGUUUGCUGUGUACAAUGCUACAAAAGAGGCGCGCCGCAGAGCCGUGGCUGAGAACCAGCCCUUCCUCAUUGAAGCAAUGACCUACAGAAUCGGCCACCACAGCACCAGCGAUGACAGCUCAGCUUACCGCUCCGUGGACGAGGUGAACUACUGGGACAAGCAGGACCAUCCCAUCUCCAGGUUGAGGCACUACAUGACGGCCCGGAACUGGUGGAGCGAGGACGACGAGAAGAGCUGGAGGAAGCAAUCCCGCAAGACGGUGAUGGAGGCCUUCGAGAGGGCCGAGAAACGCCUGAAGCCGAACCCCGAGCUGAUGUUCACCGACGUGUACCAGGAGAUGACGCCCAAUCUGAACAAGCAGAGAGAUUCCAUGUGGAGGCACAUGAAGCAGUACAAAGAGCACUACCCUUUUGAGCUGUUUGAUAAAUAACCAGUUUCCCAGGACAAAUGGUGUGAUUUAAUGCUGGAGUGGGUGAGGACUGGCAUAAACCACUGCACACCUUCUACUGUAUUCAUGAAAUUAUAGAUUUGAGGUUUGAUUUCUAUCUGCACAAAGAAGGAGAAAGAUUGUGUUUUAAAACUAAAUUGUAUUUCAUGCCUCUGGGUUUGGUGCCUUAAGUUAAUAGAUUUACUGCCGGUAGUAAAGCUCUUCUCAAAAUGCUAAAUCACUCGUUUCAGUUAUUCUUCAGUCUUCAUGUACUUUUUAAGUGCAGAAAAAACACCUGGUGCAGUUUGAAUGCAGAAAUAUUAAAUCGAGCAUUAAAUGGUGAGGUUUAACCCCUGUUGUUUUCACUCUCCUGUUACUGGUUUUUCCAGUGAUCAAUGCAUUUACCAUGGUUCCUUCUGUAUCACUGGUGACUUGACUAACCUGUGUUAAAAAAUUCCUUCUUUCUUUGGUGUACACUCAUAUUUUAGAUGGGACUGUAUGGGGUGAUGCUGUUACACAAUAUACUAAAUCCUUGAAAUGUAAACUCAUGUGACAUUUGUGUUUUGCGUAAAAUAAACGUUCAGAAGUC